GGGCCAUGGCAGAUUCCUGCAGGAACCUCACCUACGUUCGGGGCUCCGUAGGACCGGCCACCAGCACCCUGAUGUUUGUGGCGGGUGUGGUGGGCAACGGGUUGGCACUGGGCAUCCUAGGGGCCCGGCGACAGUCACGCCCAUCAGCCUUUGCUGUGUUGGUCACGGGACUGGCGGUGACAGACCUGCUGGGCACGAGCUUCCUGAGCCCAGCCGUGUUCGUGGCCUAUGCUCGAAACAGCUCGCUGCUGGGGCUGGCCCAGGGGGGCCCCGCGCUCUGUGAUGCCUUCGCCUUCGCCAUGACCUUCUUCGGCCUGGCCUCCACGCUCAUCCUCUUCGCCAUGGCCGUGGAGCGCUGCCUGGCACUGAGCCACCCCUAUCUGUAUGCCCAGCUGGAUGGGCCACGCUGUGCCCGCCUGGCGCUGCCUGCCAUCUACACCUUCUGCACCCUCUUCUGCGCCCUGCCCCUGCUGGGCCUGGGUCAACACCAGCAGUACUGCCCGGGCAGCUGGUGUUUCAUCCGCAUGCGCUCCACAGAGCCCGGUGGCUGUGCCUUCUCACUGGCCUAUGCCAGCCUUGUGGCCCUGCUGGUGACUGCCAUUGUCCUGUGCAAUGGCUCUGUCACCCUCAGCCUCUGCCGCAUGUACCGUCAGCAGAGGCGCCACCAGGGAUCCCUGGUCCCCAGCUCCCGGGCACGCGAAGACGAGGUUGACCACCUGAUUCUGCUGGCCCUCAUGACAGGCAUCAUGGCUGUGUGCUCCCUGCCUCUCACGAUCCGAGGCUUCACCCAGGCCAUCGCGCCGGACAGCAGCGAGAUGGGGGACCUGCUCGCCUUCCGCUUCAACGCCUUCAACCCCAUCCUGGACCCCUGGGUCUUCAUUCUCUUCCGCAAGACGGUCUUCCAGCGACUCCGCCUCUGGCUCUGCUGCCUGUGCUCCCGGCCCGCCCGCGGCGGCUCGCAGACCCCGCUCUCCCGGCCCGCCCCAGGGAGGGGGGACCCCCGGGUCCCCGGUGCCGCUGUCCAGGGGAAGGAGGGGAGCUGGGUGCCGCUGUCGGCCUGGGGCGAGGGGCAGGUGGCGCCCGUGCCUCCUGCGCCGCGGUCCAGCGGCAGCACCGUGGGAACGCCGUCCAAAGCCGAGGCCACGGUCGCCUGCUCCCUCUGCUGACAUCGAAGCCGGCCCUGUCAUCGCCUGCCCUCUCUUCCGGGGACAGGAGCCAGAAAACCGAGCUCGGGGCCGGGGCGAUGCUGCGGAGGUCAGAACCUUCUGCCCCGAAUCCGGGGCGGGCCAGCUGCUAUUCGUCCUCCUGGAGGCCACCGCUACAGGCUCUGGGAGGAGACCCGGGGACGCAGGCGACGUUUAUCCUGGAGCACAAAAAGAACGAUUUUCUCAAAAUAGCCAGCGGCCUAGC
This is a messenger RNA of Urocitellus parryii (Arctic ground squirrel), 1410 nucleotides long. NCBI's taxonomy places the organism in Eukaryota, Metazoa, Chordata, Mammalia, Rodentia, Sciuridae. The record is from RefSeq and is a predicted model, not a curated record.